AUGUUUCUGAACUUCUUCAACACUAAAUACAUGGUUUUGCUGGGCUGUGUGCUGAUGAGCAUUACGUAUGCCAAACAAGGACAGAAACGAAUAUGCAACACUGAUUUGACGAUUUCCAGUUUCUACGAUUCCUCUCAGGCAGCAAACACGGUUGGGAAUGGCAACAUACACAACCGCUCGCUAUCUUCAUGGACCUGGAUACCAAAGAUUUCCUUCCACAGAAUUCCACAAGUAAUCUUUGAAGCCCAGUGUCAAUCAGAGUAUUGCAACUAUCCCUACACCGGUGUGGACUCGAGAUUGAACUCUUUGCCCAUAUAUCAGGACAUACUGGUGCUGAAACAGGAUACGCAAGACGGAAAGUGCUUCAGGGCGGUGUUUGAGAGAGUGAUAGUGGGUUGUACAUGUGUAUGGGCCAAGACCUCUUAA
This is a messenger RNA of Xyrauchen texanus (razorback sucker), 426 nucleotides long. RefSeq names its product interleukin 17a/f2 (gene il17a/f2). The coding region runs from base 1 to 426 and encodes 141 amino acids. The transcript is spliced from 3 exons. Gene Ontology annotation, molecular function: cytokine activity. The record is from RefSeq and is a predicted model, not a curated record. Gene Ontology annotation, cellular component: extracellular region. Lineage: Eukaryota; Metazoa; Chordata; Actinopteri; Cypriniformes; Catostomidae.